Molecule: messenger RNA, 525 nt
Organism: Acanthoscelides obtectus
Lineage: Eukaryota; Metazoa; Arthropoda; Insecta; Coleoptera; Chrysomelidae
Source: the annotation of a GenBank genome assembly
AGCAAAUCGAUUGAUCUAGUUUUCUCUGAGAAUAUUGAUUAUUCUUGGCAUCUCCGUCCUUCUAUGAUCGUAUAUUGGUAGGUUUCAUUUUACGACCUGUGGACGCACUGUGUUGAAAGUAUUUGUAAACAUAUUUUCUUGAAACUUCAAGAAAAAGCCUCAAGAACAUAUCAUAUGUAGUUGUUUUGACUAAUCGCAAAAAUGCGAUUAAUUCCUGUUCGGAAAAGAAUCAGGUCACCAAAAGAAAUGCAAAAAGCAUCUGAGGAGCUCACCAACCAUAAAAAAGUGGACCCAACAAUAGCAGGUCCAUCAGGUUCCACCAAUCGUUUAAACUACCAGCGCCAAUUCCUAAGAACAAAAUUCAAAGAAGAGAGGAAGGCACCCUACAUGCGGAGUGGGAAAAUACGCUCAACAAAACGGUACCGGGAGGAGAAGAGCAGUUUUCAGAAGAACAACAGCCAGGACAGACCUCACAAGAAGGAACACUGGCGAGCCAACUCACGUUAUCACCAUCAAAAACAAUAA